Messenger RNA from Python bivittatus (Burmese python), 969 nucleotides. Its product is annotated as olfactory receptor 2D3-like. Lineage: Eukaryota; Metazoa; Chordata; Lepidosauria; Squamata; Pythonidae. Gene Ontology annotation, molecular function: G protein-coupled receptor activity; olfactory receptor activity. The record is from RefSeq and is a predicted model, not a curated record. Gene Ontology annotation, biological process: G protein-coupled receptor signaling pathway. Gene Ontology annotation, cellular component: membrane.
AUGCCAAGGUUGCAAAGUAAAACAUGGUCUGGGAAUCACACUUCUAUAACUGGAAUUGUCUUUGUGGGACUCAGCAAUGACCAAAGGAUGCAGAUUGCCCUCUUUGUAGUCAUUUUCACUACCUACAUACUCACUAUGUUAGGCAACCUUCUGAUCACCAUAUUGGUGCAGUCAGAUUCCCGACUCCAUACCCCCAUGUACUUUUUCCUCACCAACCUCUCCGUGUUGGAGAUGGGAUUUGUAACCAGCAUUGUGCCCCAGACCUUGACUCAUCUGCUGGCUGGGAAUGGGAAAAUCUCAUUCAAACGUUGCAUAACUCAGAUGUAUUUCACAUGUUCACUGGGGUGCACUGAAGGGCUGCUACUGGCAGCAAUGGCUUACGACCGAUACCUGGCUAUCUGCUAUCCCUUGGUUUAUGCAGUGACCAUGAACAGGAGACGCUAUUUGAUGCUUGGUGCAGCUUCAUGGCUGGGAGCCUUUCUCAUUUCUGGGAUUAUCACUGCCUUCAUUAUGCGCCUCCCGUUCUGUGGUCCUCAUGACAUCAACCAUUUCUUCUGUGAGUUUGAGAUGGUGCUGAGGCUUGCCUGCAUGGAUACACAUUUCACAGAGACUAUUAUUUUGGGGUCAGGAGUUAUUAUUUUGCUGGCCCCAUUCACUGCCAUUCUGAUCUCUUAUGGCCUUGUCAUGAUGACGGUGGUGGACAUGAAGUCAGGUGCUGGCCGGAGCAAGGCUUUCUCCACCUGUGCCUCACACUUAAUGGUGGUUGUCAUGUUUUAUGGAUGCCUCAUUGCUCUGUAUAUGAGAGUCCGGUCACCUAGAGACCCCAGCUUUGACAAAUAUGUUUCUAUUUUUUAUGUGGUGAUCACUCCUCUCUUGAACCCAGUCAUCUACACUUUGAGGAACAAGGAUGUCCAUGCUGCAGUGGCCAAGGCUCUACAGAGAAAGGUGUUGAGCAGAAGGGCUGAUUGA